GGAGAAACGAGAGAGCAUGUGGAAAGAACGGGAGGGAAGUUUUGUCCCUGUCCUGAGAUUUCAGCCCCUCCAUUGAGAAAGGGUUGAGGAAGCCAGAGUUUGUGUGUGUGUGUGUGAGAGAGAAGACGCUCCUGCAGGGUACGGGGUUUUGCAGAGAGCGGGUUAAUGGAAAUCUCUCCCUAUUGUGCAAAGGAGCGGUGGAAUUCAUUGUGUCCUGUUGGAGGUGGGGUUUUCUUUCUGCUGGGAGGGUCGGAUGUGCAAUUACCUUGAGAAAGUGGAGCGGAGUUGGAGACCCCCAGAUGGGGCUGCUUCUGGGAUGGAGCCUGGUUUUUGAAAGCUGCCAGCCCCUCCAGCCAUACCCGCACCCCUUGCGAAAGCCAGACGAGAAAGCCGCCGUGCCAAAUGUUGACCUGCGACCUUAAGGAGCAAGCUCUGGCUUGGGUUCCAUCCCUGUGACCCCCCCCCCUCCACCCCCUCCCCAUCUUUUCUAUGGACGUGAGAAGCCAGAGGGGGAUUUGACUGUACUGAACGCCAGGAGGAAGUAUCCCAGAGUGACCAAUACUUCUCUCAGCAAGGGGGGAAAACUGUGUGACUUCCAAAAAUGUGUCCUUUAUAAAGAGAGAGAGAGAGAGAAACCCUGGCUGGCUGGGUCAAAAAAGUAGCAAUGAGCUUUUCUGUCUUUCUCUCUGUGUCUCUCUGUCUCUGAAGAACAGAGAUUUGCCAGAAUAACCACUUGCUUGGGAAGACUUGGUGGGGGUUUGGUGGCCCCACCCUGGGUGACUUUGGAUGCGAUGGAGAUCCAUGCUCUGACCUUGUCCUUCAUCUUUGUGCUGAAGCUGCCCUCAGCCGCCCACGGGAACAAGUUGCUACCGCACAUGCCAAAUGUCUGUGCUGAGCAAGAGCUUGCAAUGGUGGGCCGGCGGCAGCCACGCGUUCAAGCCUUUUCUCAAUUGGUCAAAGCAUGGAAGCCAGGCUGCGGAGGGCAGCCCUGGUGCAUGGGCUACGAACGGAGGACAGUGUAUUAUGUGGAAAACAGGCAAGUGUAUAGCAUGCAGUACCAGACUGUGUACAGAUGUUGUUCGGGAUGGUCUCAACUUGGCGGAGACUCCGGCUGCCGUUACCCCGUCUGCAGCUUUGGUGUAUGUUUCAAUGGUGGGAAUUGCGUGGAAGGAGCUCCACAGAUCUGCCACUGCCCGGCUGGUUUCCAGGGCCCCUGUUGCCAAUAUGAUGUGAAUGAGUGUGAAGCCAGGAACGGAGGCUGCGAAUCCCAGUGCUGCAACACCAUUGGAAGCUUCUACUGCAAGUGUCCUGGGGGGUCAAGACUGAAGGACGAUGGGAAAACAUGUGAAGAUGUUGACGAGUGCCAAGUUCACAACGGGGGCUGCCAGCACAGAUGUGUGAACACUCUGGGGUCCUAUUAUUGCGAGUGCAAGCCAGGAUCGCGCCUUCACACAGAUGGCAGGACCUGUCUCGUAAGAAACCCAUGCGCUGACCGGAAUGGAGGCUGUAUGCACAAAUGCCAGAAUCGCCGUGGGGUGGCACAUUGCGAUUGCCACCCUGGAUACAGGCUGGGGCAUGACCACAAAGCGUGUGAAGAUAUAAAUGAAUGCGUGUCUGGGCUGGCCACAUGUGCACAUGGUUGCUUGAACACCCGCGGUUCCUUUAAAUGCACAUGCUAUCCAGGUUACGAGCUAGGGGCGGAUGGCAAGCAGUGUUACCGGAUAGAAAUGGAAAUCGUGAACAGCUGCGAGACUGACAAUGGUGGUUGCUCCCACAUUUGCCAUCAUACAAGUUCUGGCCCCGUCUGUGCCUGUAACCUGGGGCACCAGUUGGAUGAAGACCAGAAAACUUGCAUUGAUACAGACGAAUGCAGUGCCGGUUCUCACUGCUGCCAGCAGGAAUGUCAUAAUUACCCUGGAGGGUACGAGUGCAUUUGCUAUGCCGGCUACCGACUGAGCACGGAUGGCUGCAGCUGUGACGAUGUGGACGAAUGCUCUUCAAAUAAUGCUGGAUGCGAGCACUCAUGCCAGAACUUGGUGGGUUCCUAUCAGUGCAGCUGUCAGACUGGAUACAAACUGGAAGACGACCGAAGGAGCUGCAGUUUGCUUGAAGAAUCAGUAGAAGCCCUGGACGGUCGCCGCCCUGUCAUUCGGCCCCUCCCCCACGUGGCUAUCCUGCGAGAUGAACUGACCCAGCUCUUUGAGGAUGAGUACGAUGAGGAAGAGGAAGAGGCAGAAGCCAGAGGGGAGCACACCCUGUCUGAGAAAUUCAUCUGCUUGGAUGACACUUUCGGCCACGAUUGUAGCCUAACCUGUGAUGACUGUCAGAAUGGAGGUAUAUGCAACGAGGACCAGACCGGCUGUGACUGUACCGAUGGUUGGAGUGGAAUUCUCUGCAACUAUACCUGUCCAGAGGGCACAUUUGGCAAGAACUGCAGCUUUACCUGCCUCUGCCAAAAUGGAGGCACGUGUGAUCCAGUAACAGGAGCCUGCCGCUGCCCACCUGGAGUCAGUGGAGCGCUGUGUGAGGAUGGAUGCCCGAAAGGAUUUUUUGGGAAGCACUGCAGGAAGAGAUGCAACUGUGCCAACCGGGGCCGCUGUCACCGGAUUUACGGGGCCUGCCUCUGCGACCUUGGCUUGUAUGGGCGAUACUGUCAUCUAGCUUGUCCCAAGUGGGCGUAUGGUGCAGGCUGCUCCGAGGAAUGCCAGUGCGUGCAACAGAACACCCAAGAGUGUGACAAAAAAGAUGGCACCUGCUUGUGUAAACCUGGUUACCAUGGUAGAACAUGCCAGUCAAAGUGCCCUUCAGGCCACUAUGGUGCUGGAUGCAGAAGGAAAUGUGAUUGCCCAUCUGGAGGUCCUUGUGACCAUGUGAGUGGCGAGUGUCAGACAGAAUGUGCACCCGGCUACCAUGGGGAGAACUGCAGUCACGAAUGUACCGGAGGGAAAUACGGGGUGAACUGUCUGAAGACCUGUUCCUGUCAUGGCUCGCCAUGUGACCGGUUCACGGGGAAAUGCCAGUGUGGGGCUGGGAAGACCGGAGUGGACUGUGGCCAAGAUUGCCCGGAAGGUCACUGGGGACGAGGAUGCCAGGAAAUCUGCCCAGAGUGUGCAAAUAGAGGUCGCUGUGACCCUACCACAGGUGUUUGCAUCUGCCGUCCUGGAUACACUGGCAGCCGCUGCCAAGACAUGUGCUCCCCUGGCUGGUUUGGGCAAGAUUGCCAAAUGCGUUGCAACUGCGGGAAUGAAGGCUACUGUCACCCCGAGCUUGGGAAGUGCAGCUGUGCUCCGGGCUGGACUGGCUACAACUGCCAAAGAGCCUGUGACGUCGGCCGUUGGGGUCCUGACUGCAUUAACACAUGCAACUGCAGCAAUGGUGAUUGGAGCUGCAACCCUGUGACGGGACAGUGUGUCUGUGAAGCUGGCUACACGGGGGCCCGUUGUGAUCAGAAGUGCCCAGAAGGGAACUUUGGCCCAAACUGCCGCCACCGGUGCCAAUGCGAUAACGGAGCCGCUUGCGACCACGUCAGUGGGGCCUGCACUUGCGCUCCUGGCUGGAGGGGGACCUUUUGCGAGCGCCCCUGUCCAGACGGGUUUUACGGGGUGGAAUGCCGGGAGGCCUGCCAGUGCCUGAAUGGAGCCCGCUGUGACCCCCUGAUGGGGCUCUGCAUCUGUCCUGCUGGCUGGAUCGGCCCAAACUGCAACCAAACUUGCCCACCUCACUGGUAUGGAGAAAACUGCAGCCAGGAAUGCAGCUGCUUUAAUGGUGCCACCUGCGACCAUAUCAGUGGCCAGUGUCUCUGCGCACCUGGAUGGACGGGAGCUGCCUGCAAGCAAGGGUGUCCGGAUGGCUUCUACGGAAUAAGUUGCCAGCAGCAGUGUCUGUGUCAAAAUGGUGGAACGUGUGAUCCUGAAACUGGGUGGUGCAGGUGCCCUGAAGGAUGGAUUGGAUUGGCCUGUGAGCUAGAGUGCGCCCAAGGAAAAUACGGGAUGGACUGCGAUCAAAGUUGCAGCUGCCAGAAUGGAGGGCUAUGCGAGCCACAGACGGGGCGUUGCCUUUGCCGCACAGGCUGGACAGGAGAGAGGUGUCAAAGUUCUUGCCCAGAGGGGACUUAUGGGGACCAGUGUGGCAAGAGGUGUGACUGCGAGAGUGGCAUCUCGUGCCAUCAUAUCACAGGUGCUUGCGACUGCCCACCAGGUUGGAGAGGACGUCAUUGUGAAAAAGCCUGCCUGCCCGGUUCCUUCGGGAAAGACUGUGCCUCCAGCUGCAACUGUGCUCCGGGACGACCCUGCAACCACAUCACGGGCGAGUGUGGCUGCCCGCCGGGAUUCAUGGGCCACGGAUGCGAGCAAACCUGUCUGCCGGGGACUUUUGGGCCAAACUGUGGCCGGAUUUGCCGAUGUGCAGGAGUGAACCAUGACUGCCACCCAGUGACCGGGGAGUGUAUCUGCGCAUCGGGAUUCUUCGGCAGUGGUUGCCGGCAAAGGUGCCCUUCCGGGCGCUACGGCCCAAACUGCAACAAGCAAUGCAGCUGCAAGAAUGGGGGGCAUUGUGAGACCACCACAGGGAUGUGCCGGUGUCCUGUGGGGUACGUGGGGUCUGACUGCAGUACCGCUUGCCCAGCUGGUCAUUACGGCAUUGACUGUGCGCUCGUGUGCUCCUGUGGGGAUGGUGCCGCCUGUCAUCCCGUGACCGGUUCCUGUUCUUGCCCGCCGGGGAGAACCGGCCCUAGCUGCAAGCAGGGUUGUCAGAAGAAUCAGUACGGGGCUGACUGUCAGCAGAAAUGUGCCUGCCGUAAUGGGGGAAUCUGCCUCUCAACCAAUGGCUCCUGCUGGUGUGGACUGGGGUGGACAGGGAGAUUUUGUGAACUUGGAUGCCCCCCAGGGAAGUAUGGAGCUGACUGCCAGCUGAGCUGUCCCUGCCAAAAUAACAUGACCUGUGAUCCAGUGACGGGAGCGUGUCACUGUGACAAAGGCCGCUACGGGACCUUGUGUGAACACUCCUGCCCAGCUGGUUUCCAUGGAGCUGGCUGUCAGGGUGUGUGUGAUUGUCAGAACGGAGCAACGUGUAACCCCGUGACCGGUGAAUGCGUUUGUCCUCCUGGCUUCUACGGCGACCAAUGUCAGACAGGCUGUGAAGAGGGGAAAUUUGGCGAAAAAUGCCAGCAUCGGUGUGGCUGUGGAAACGGCACGCGGUGUGAGCCAGCCACCGGGCGGUGCCUGUGUCCUCCAGGGAAAACCGGCAGCAAGUGUGACGUGGACUGCCCGCUGCAGAAAUUUGGCCCUCACUGUGCUCUGUCCUGCGAAUGCUCUGUGACCAAUGCUUAUUGCAACACCCGAAACGGACAAUGCGUCUGCCUUAAUGGAUAUAUAGGGACGAAGUGUCGAGAAGGCGGGCCACCUCAGCUGCUUACUACCAUGAGACAACAGGUGGAACCAUUUGUACCGCCUCGGAUUUCCUAUCGGUCUUCUUCCAGACUUGCCUUGCCCUUUGCGAAGCAUUAAGUCUUGUCCUCGUCUUCUCCAAGGAGAACAUGGUCUCGUAUGACCGAACAUGGUUUGCAAAAAAGGCCUGUGUCUGUCUCUGUGCGAGCUCACAGCCCCAAAUUCUCACCAAACUAUAAAACUGUGAUUGAUUUGUGAAGGGGAAGUGUGUGCAUCUUGAACCAGCGGGUGAGCCAGCAUGUAUUUGUCUCCAGGCCAAAACAACAAGGGAAGCCCAGCCUCGCCUCCCCGCACGCGCAGAAGCAGUUUGUAAGUACACGUAGCCAUUCGCUGCUCUGGACUUUUGGAAUGCAGCAUGUAACUAUGAUACAUUUUUGGUCCUUUUGAAAUAUCAGUAGUUAAAUUUUGUAUUUAUGUACAGAUAUUUAUUGGCAGGUGUAUAUAUGUGGUGUGUGCUACUCCAAAAGCCCUAUGGGACUGAGUAUCUCUGGAGGAAAGCAAAAGGAAAAAAACCAACUGGACUUGUGAACCGUUUGACUCAGAGCCUGAGAAUGGCGCAACCUGGUAGCCUGGAGAAAGUACUGUUAAAAUAGCACAUUUCAGAAGGGGGCUUCAUUGGGUCCCCGUAGGCCUAAGUGGGCAAAAGGCAACACCUAAAAAGUAAGGAAGGCUUUGCUACUUUGCAUGCCAUUUCUGUGACAGAAUCUCUGUCUAGAAACUCACGCAGCAACGGAGAAUCAUGCCAGAAAUGUAGCUUGGGGGCUUGCCUCGGGUCGGAAACCAUUUCGUACCUCACAGACGGGUGUUUGGCAGCUGCCCUACCCAGCCAGGGGCACAGCUUUUUGCCCAGUGAAUAAUUCACAUCAAUUCAGAUGUUUACAGCGGUGUGACCUCUUUUGUUGACACAGGACCAAUUUUGUAUUCUGAGCAGAAGGCAGCUGGACUGCUCAACACUCUUGGACCUGUCCCACCAGCUGUUAGAGACUAGUGGGGGGGGGGGGUCUUGUGAUUGGAACACACACAGAGCUCUCAUGUUCCCUAAGGCAGCUCUAGGGGAAAAGAACAAGGGAACGAGGGAAAAAAAGUCUUCCAACCUGUGUCCCUGUUUUAGAACUUAUGGCUUUGUGCUUUUGAAUGCAGCCACCAAAAAAUAGAAAAUUACGUUUGCAGUAGUCGUCCUCAACCAGCACAGUUCUAAUGGAUUCUAUAGACUGCACAGCACAGAUAUGAAAGAACCACUAGGAUAAGCCAGCCUAAAGAAUACUAUAGGAAUCAGGGGCGUACCGCCCAGGGGGACAUGUCGGGUCAACUGUCCCCGGGCUGUGGCCAUCUAGUCACGUGGAGUGUGGAAAAUCGCCCCCAUACCCCUCCUCCUUCCCCUUGGGUCCAUACACUGAU
Molecule: messenger RNA, 6842 nt
Organism: Sphaerodactylus townsendi
Lineage: Eukaryota; Metazoa; Chordata; Lepidosauria; Squamata; Sphaerodactylidae
Gene: MEGF6
Product: multiple EGF like domains 6
Exons: 38
Coding region: 792-5504 (1570 amino acids)
Molecular function (GO): scavenger receptor activity; protein binding; calcium ion binding
Source: RefSeq, a predicted model, not a curated record